Messenger RNA from Callorhinchus milii (elephant shark), 1138 nucleotides. Its product is annotated as somatostatin receptor type 1-like. Bases 21 to 1124 code for a protein of 367 amino acids. Gene Ontology annotation, molecular function: neuropeptide binding; somatostatin receptor activity. The transcript has a single exon. Gene Ontology annotation, cellular component: membrane; neuron projection. Lineage: Eukaryota; Metazoa; Chordata; Chondrichthyes; Chimaeriformes; Callorhinchidae. Gene Ontology annotation, biological process: cellular response to glucocorticoid stimulus; neuropeptide signaling pathway. The record is from RefSeq and is a predicted model, not a curated record.
GGAACGGAUCCAGCGGUCAGAUGGAUUACAUGACGGACUUCCCCACGAACUACUCGUUUAGUACUUACACAGCAGAAAUGGACGCGAGCGUGGUGGUCAUCCAGUUCAUCUACGCUAUCGUGUGCCUCGUAGGAUUGAUUGGGAACUCAAUGGUCAUAUUUGUCAUCCUGAGAUACGCCAAGAUGAAAACGGCCACCAACAUUUAUAUCCUGAACUUGGCCAUAGCGGACGAGCUGUUUAUGCUCAGUGUGCCUUUCCUGUCAGCCUCGACUGCUUUACAACGCUGGCCCUUUGGCUCCUUGAUGUGCCGCACGGUGCUCAGUGUGGACGGCAUUAACCAGUUCACCAGCGUGUUCUGCCUCACCGUCCUGAGCGUGGACAGGUACAUCGCGGUGGUCCAUCCCAUCAAGGCGGCGAGGUACAGGAGACCCACCAUAGCCAAGAUCAUCAACAUCUGCGUGUGGAUCCUGUCCUUGGUCGUUAUUUUGCCCAUCAUCAUAUUCGCGGGGACCGCACCGAACAAGGACGGUGGCGUGGCGUGCAAUUUCAUCUGGCCCGAGCCCUCCUGGUCAGUGGCUUUUGUCAUCUACACGUUCCUGCUCGGUUUUCUCAUUCCCAUCUUUGCCAUCUGCCUCUGCUACAUCCUGAUGAUCGUGAAGAUGCGAGUGGUCGGCCUGAAGGCGGGGUGGCAGCAGCGCAGAAAGUCCGAGAAGAAGAUCACUCGCAUGGUGCUGAUGGUGGUGACCGUGUUUGUCAUCUGCUGGAUGCCUUUCUACGUGGUGCAGCUUCUGAAUAUCUUCCUCUGGCGUUUGGACACCACAGUCACACACCUGUCCGUCAUCCUGAGCUACGCCAACAGCUGCGCCAACCCCAUCCUGUACGGCUUCCUCUCGGACAACUUUAAGAGGUCUUUUCAGAGGAUUUUGUGCUUUCGGUGGCUGGAGAAUGGCACAGAGGAGCCGGUGGACUACUACGCCACUGCCCUGAAGAGCAGAGUCUGCAAUCCACUGGAGUUUCAGAAGAACACCCUCGCGUCUAACCCCGUUUACAGGAAUGGCACAUGCACCUCCAGAACAACCACGUUAGAAAUAAGGGCACAGAGAUCUUGCUCUAAUACCCCUUGAAAGUAUUUCUGGGG